CAACAACAUACACAGUCAGCUUUGACACCCAUCUACAGAGCGCGUCUAUUUCAAUGGUAUAAUGUCAAAUAGGAGGCAAGACUAUAUUCUGCGGGUGCGAUAUCAUAAUCCGCUUCCUCCUCCACCAUUUCCUCCAAGGCUCAUUAAUAUCUCAAAUCCUGUCAAACAAUAUGCUUUGCCAAAUUUUGUGUCAAACCUAAUACAAGAAAAGAAAAUUGCUAUUGAAAAUGAUGCUGAACUCGGAAUGCCCAUGGACUUAGCUGCUGUUGAUGGCUUCUUCGAAGGCGAUACGUCCUGGAACCAAUCCGACAUGUCUGGCAUGAACUUGGAACCAGUUGACCGCUCUUUGCUCAAAGUCGCAGGUGGAUCCGGUUCUUCUCAUGUCGAAGUUCCGUUUUUACGCCGAACUGAGUAUAUUUCUGCUGAAGUGGGUCGAAAUAGCUCGACCCGUGGUAAUUUGCGAUUGACGGCUUCCACGAGCAAAGCAAUUGCUGAGCAGCGUGGUCGGUCGCUUCGUGAAAUUCCUAAUCAGAUCCAAGCCAUCGAACAAACAUUUUCGGCUGUACAGCAGCCUUUGGAAAAUUUAAAGCAUCCGACGAAACCCGAAUUGAAACCUGUCGGUGCCUGGAAUUUUUUGCCAAACGAUUCUAUGGCUGGCAUUCAGCAUCUUAUGUUACGUGUUUCUGAUAAUCUUACAGAUCGCACGCCUACUUCUUCAACGCCUGGAGAAGAAGAUGUUUCGAACCGACACAAGGUCGCUCUUUUUAUGCCUUCUUCCGCUGAGGGCGAACAAUAUCUGUCUUAUUACCUUCCUUCAGAAGAAUCCGCAGAAAAAAUUCAACAAGCCUCUAACAAUUCUUCCUCAACUGAAGGCCCUUUCUUGUAUAACUUAUUCCGCAAUUUUGACGCCUCUAUGCUUGUAAAUCCUAGUGGUUUAGAAGAUUUAUGUCUAAGUAUCUGCACUGACCAAGAAAAUCCUAAAAACAACAAGGCUUUAUACACUCCUAUUUACGCUCGGUCCACAUUAAAACGACGACAUGUUCGUGCUCCCGUCAAUCCCGACACCAUUGAUGGUAUUGAGUUGACAUUACGAGAACCGAACAGAGAAGAAAGUGUCCAAUUAAAGCGGGCUAGGUACGAUUCGUUUGCAAUGGGUGAUGUGGAAGCUCUUGAAAAGGAGGAGCAAGAAAUCGCUGAAGAGCAGGCAGGAGAAGAAAAUGAGCUUAAUGAAAUUGAAGAGCAACACCAGGACGAAAAUCCUUUACCAAAUCCUUCAGAAAAUCCUCAACCAUUGCCUACCGAGGAGUCGGGGCAGCUUUCCACCAAAAAUGAACAGAAGGAAGAUGAAGGAAAGGAGGAGGAAAAUCAAGAUCAACAUAAUGGACAAUCGGAAACUAUUAAUAAUGAAUCGAAUGCAUCUGAACAAAAUGAGCACUCGAUUCCUGUGGAGCGAAAUCAUCAAGGAGAGCAGGAAGAACAAGUGCCCGAUACGACCAACGAGGUUGAAGCCUCUGCUCCUACAGCAAACUCGCCCUCUCAUGUGCCAGAAUCAUCUUCUACUUCUUAAUUAUAUCUAACAAAAAUUUUGUACAAUCGUUUCCUAGUGUCAAUGAAAAAGAUGGAUUUAUCUGUGCUAUGCGUAUCCAUCUGGCACAUACUUUUUUCAUAGUGUU
Schizosaccharomyces cryophilus OY26 is the source of this 1673-nucleotide messenger RNA. RefSeq names its product RNA polymerase II associated Paf1 complex. The transcript is spliced from 2 exons. The coding region runs from base 62 to 1567 and encodes 501 amino acids. Lineage: Eukaryota; Fungi; Ascomycota; Schizosaccharomycetes; Schizosaccharomycetales; Schizosaccharomycetaceae. Gene Ontology annotation, biological process: transcription elongation by RNA polymerase II. Gene Ontology annotation, molecular function: RNA polymerase II complex binding; chromatin binding. The record is from RefSeq and is a predicted model, not a curated record. Gene Ontology annotation, cellular component: Cdc73/Paf1 complex.